AUGCCUGAAAGAGAGGCUCAAGCCCCAGUAGGCCGGGGGCUGCCCUCGGACGUACUGGCAGAGCAGGUGGAGCUGUGGUGGUCCCAGCAGCCACGGCGCUCGGCUCUUUGCUUUGCUGUGGCCGUGGUCCUGGUGGCAGGCUGUGGGGCCGGUGGUGUGGCCCUGUUCUCCUCUACCAGCAGCCGCUCGGGUGAGUGGAGGCUAGCAUCAGGGACAGUGCUUUGUCUGCUGGCCCUGCUGGUGCUGGUGAAGCAACUGAUGAGCUCAGCUGUGCAGGAUAUGAACUGCGUGCGUCAGCUGCAUCACGUGGCCCUGCUGCGCAGCGGUGGAGGUGCCGAUGCCCUCGUGGUUCUGCUCAGUGGCCUUGUGUUGCUGGUCACUGGGCUGACGUUAGCAGGGCUGGCUGCUGCUCCCACCCCCACCCAGCCAUUAGCCACCAUGCUAUCAGUGGGCAUUGCUCUGGCUGCCUCAGGCUCACUCUUGCUGCUAGGCUUGCUGCUGUAUCAGGUAGGUGUGAGUGGACACUGCCCUUCCAUCCCAGCGACCGCUCCCUCCACCCACAGUGGUCAGGGUGGCAGCAGCAGCGUCUUCAGCAUCUCAGGACAACUGUCUACUGGCCAGCGUCACGAGACCACCUCCAGCAUCGCCAGCCUCAUCUGA
Chrysochloris asiatica (Cape golden mole) is the source of this 660-nucleotide messenger RNA. RefSeq names its product transmembrane protein 125 (gene TMEM125). The transcript has a single exon. The coding region runs from base 1 to 660 and encodes 219 amino acids. Lineage: Eukaryota; Metazoa; Chordata; Mammalia; Afrosoricida; Chrysochloridae. The record is from RefSeq and is a predicted model, not a curated record.